Messenger RNA from Nezara viridula (southern green stink bug), 624 nucleotides. Lineage: Eukaryota; Metazoa; Arthropoda; Insecta; Hemiptera; Pentatomidae. The record is from the annotation of a GenBank genome assembly.
AUGGACGAUGUGGACCUAUCAGAUUUUAAUUACGAUUACGAAAAUGAAAAUAUCGGGUUGGGAGAGAAAAUAUUGGAAAACUCGUUCGAAAGUACAAAGCGCAUACUGAUGUUAUGCGAGGAAAGUGAAGAAGUCGGUUGUAAAACUGCGGUCAUGCUCCAAGGCCAAGGAGAACAGCUGAAGACCAUAGAAGAGGGGAUGGAAAGGAUCAGUGGAGAGCUCCGCCAAUCCAACAAAUACAUCAGCGGCCUCGAGAAGUGUUGUGGUCUAUGUUUGAAUCCAUUCAGGAGAAGGAACAAGCUACAGAAAGUCAAGUCAUCACUCCUUAACAACAGCAGGAAGAAAACCGUAAUAGCUCAGCAACCGAGCUCUAGCAAGACGGUUAAGAAAAUUGACAAAAAGGUGCGUUGGAUGAACAUAAGCGACUCCCCGUUGGAAAACAAAAUAGAGGACAACAUAUAUGAGGUAGACACCAUGAUAGGAAAUUUGAAGAGUCUCGCAUUGAACAUGAGCGAAGAAAUAGAAAACCAAAAUAAUUCCAUCGACAAUAUAGCAUUGAAACAAACUUGUAACAUAGAUAACAUAGAAAUGUUAAAACAAAGAGCUGAGAAAAUAAACAAAUAG